Ciona intestinalis (vase tunicate) is the source of this 1022-nucleotide messenger RNA. Its product is annotated as exosome complex component RRP40-like. NCBI's taxonomy places the organism in Eukaryota, Metazoa, Chordata, Ascidiacea, Phlebobranchia, Cionidae. The record is from RefSeq and is a predicted model, not a curated record. Gene Ontology annotation, cellular component: nuclear exosome (RNase complex); cytoplasmic exosome (RNase complex). Gene Ontology annotation, biological process: nuclear-transcribed mRNA catabolic process, deadenylation-dependent decay; exonucleolytic trimming to generate mature 3'-end of 5.8S rRNA from tricistronic rRNA transcript (SSU-rRNA, 5.8S rRNA, LSU-rRNA); CUT catabolic process. Gene Ontology annotation, molecular function: RNA binding.
UUAUCGAAUAGAUAACCGUUAAGCCAAUUAAACUUAUUUUUAAUCAAAACAACAAUUUAAGAUUCAAUAGUGAUGUCACAAUCCAUCAACAAUAAACAGAUUGUAAUUCCUGGUGAUGUCAUAACCAAACACGUCAAUUCAAUCACUGGAGAUUCCGACGUUAAAUUAGGCCCCGGACUUUACCACGAGGCUGACGAAGUAAAAGUUUGCAAACCCGGUGUCCUGCGUCAUAAAACUCCCGACACUUUCUGGGUUGAUUGCCACCAGAAGAGAUAUGUGCCAAGUAAAGGUGACAAUGUUGUUGGGGUUGUAACUUCGCGACAAGGUGACAUGUACAAGGUUGACAUCGGAGCUAGUCACUUGGCGGUGUUAAACUACAUGUCCUUCGAAGGGGCGUCCAAGCGGAACAGACCCAACGUAACAAAUGGAGAUCUUAUAUUCGGGAAACUAAUUGUCGCAAACAAGGACAUGGAGCCUGAGGUUUCGUGCGUGGACCCGAACAAUGGGAAAGCUAACGGGUUGGGGGUGUUGAGCGAUCGUGGGUUUUCAUUCCAUGUACCCCUAAACCUCGCAAGGAAACUUUUAUCUCCAAGUUUCACGUUGAUUCAUGAGCUCGGGGCGAGAAUUACUUUUGAAAUAACAGUGGGAAUGAACGGACGCAUUUUCCUUUCGUGUAACUCCCCAAAGUUCGUUAUUCUGAUCAUGGACGUAAUAUUAUCCGCUGAAUAUUUAUCAAAUGAACAAAUGGAAAAACUUUUAAAUGAAAUGUUUGUUUAGUAGGCCAUGUUGAUUAUUUUUGAAAACUUGAGUAAAAUACUGUAUUAAACUUGAAUUUCUUAAUUUUUUUAACAACCUGGAAUUGACAGCAGACAUCCAUAAAAAUUCAAUCUUUAUGGAAUUUUUUAAACGAAUAAUUUGCAAAAAGGAAUUAUAAUAGUUCAAAGGUUACAACAUGAAUUUUGCCCCGGAUAAUAUUGUGUUUAUCACCGUUGCAUAAGAGGUUAAUGUGUAUUUUAUGUACA